Molecule: messenger RNA, 2136 nt
Organism: Amaranthus tricolor (Joseph's coat)
Lineage: Eukaryota; Viridiplantae; Streptophyta; Magnoliopsida; Caryophyllales; Amaranthaceae
Product: zinc finger CCCH domain-containing protein 13
Exons: 12
Coding region: 727-1890 (387 amino acids)
Molecular function (GO): metal ion binding
Source: RefSeq, a predicted model, not a curated record
UUCCAAUUAAUUAUGGCGGAAAAAAAGCACUUCAAGACAAAACUUUGUGUCCUUUAUCAAAGGGGUCAUUGUGAAAGGGAAUUUUGCACCUUUGCCCAUGGCGAUUCCGAGCUUCGACGCUUUCAGGGUUAUUUCACCGCAGGAACAGCUGUUGGUAGUUGAAUGAUUAUAAGCUGAUGGUUUUAUGCUCAACUUGUCCGAAAGUAUGUUGCUGAAUUUUUCAUGGCUAUGGUUGAUCAUGGAUUUGAUUUAUGGAUGAGAUUUUAUUCUUCCUUGGUCGUGCAUAACAGAGUGAUUUUUGAAGGGCAGUAAUUUUGUUUACUCCCUCAAUCUGGAAUUUUUUUGGAAUGCUCCCCUAUUAGGCUCUGCCAUUUUGUUGUCCGGAGAGUUUAUUAUUCCCAUAAUAUGAUUUCAUUGAGCUCUUUAAGUAUUACCUUUACCUUGGAGCAACAUGGUUCCAUCAGGGGAUGAAGUAGUCUGAUAUCUUUGUUAUUUUUGCCUUAAAUAUGGCACCUGGGAGAAAUCUGCCAUGCUGAUUGUUUAGCUUGCUUCUCCAGGAGAUGAUCAUUCGUCUCUCCUUUAUGAAUUACUUCCUUGAUGUGUCACAUGUCUGCUUCAUAAACAGCUUUAAGCUCAAACUCAAGUGUCUAUUUGUGUAUUCGUUUAUGCUGGUGAUGUAUCUGUGACACCAUUGUCAAUGCAAGGACACUAUUUCUGUUCAUUAUUAUGUUACUCAUCGUUCUUUGGGAGGAUAGGCGAAUUUAUGGGGACAACGACUUGAGAAGUAAGCUUGACAGGAAACAUUCUCCACUCCGUAGACGUUCCUUUGGAAGAGAUUCAAAGAAUUCAUAUGCAUAUGAAAGAGUUAGUCCUUCACAACCAAGUCAAACAAGAAAAUUAAGGACACAUGAGCAAAUGAACAAUGCAAAUGAUUCUUCUGGGGGAUUCAAAAGUCCAGAUGAAACAACAGAUAGCAUGAAGGACGAAAAACAAGUAGUCUCGAACUCCAGCAAAGUCUUUAAGGAUGAGGCGAAGCAAGUACAAUGUGAUGUUAAUGUGUUACUUAACAAAAAAAGUCAUUUGGAGAUUGAAUUGGAAGAAAAGGUACAAGAAGCAGGUAGCCUAUCUUCUAGGGUUAGUGAUCUUGAGGCCCAACUCUCUCAAGAAAAGGACAAGUAUAAAAGAGUCAAUUCGAUGAUAAAGAAGCUCAUUAGGGCACACGUUCAUCACUCUCGUCUGCAAGAUGAUAUGAAAAGGUCACAGGUUCGACUUGACCAGCUGUUAGGGGAGCUUCGUAAUGAUGCUGUACCAAUUGCUGCCAAUGAAGAUAAGUUGAAUGUCGAUAUUAUUAUGGAUGAAGAUUCUCUAGAAUCAGAGGGCCUUGCUUUUGCAAGGAAAACAUUACAAAAUAGCAUGGAAGUCUCACAAAGGUCCAAACCUGAAUAUUUAACAACACUACAUGUAGCUGGGGUGAUGAGUCCUAAGAGAAAUUCACUUGUGCACGUUGAUGGUCAUCAAGAAGCUGAAAUUGGGAACAAAAGAAAAGACAUUGCAAGAUCAUCUGAUGAAAGAAAGCCCAAACGACGUAAUCGUACUUCUAAGAACUUUGGUUCUUUGGAUAAGCAGGCGAAAUCUUCAGAUACAACCCUAGCGAUGCCACCAACCUGUAUGGCUGCUCAUGCAAGCGACGAUUUUAAUGAACAAGUUGAACCAGAAGAGGACCACCCCGAGAUGGAAGAAAGUCCUAAAAAUAUUACGAACGACUUGCCAUUACCUCCACCACCACCUCUGCUUAGCGGAUCACAAAAUAAUUACCGUCAGUAUAAGGAUGAUGACGAGAACAUUGAUACGGAUGAGCUUGAAGAAUUCGAAGAAGUAGAUAUAGUGUAAAUGCUAGUUUAGUACAAGGUUUAUUAUUGGUACAGCUGAUAGCCUUUUUGCUCAGUCUUUCAAUUGAUUAGGUUUUCUACAAAAAUGUGAACUUGGGUCAUUUGUUAAACCAGGGAUUAUCAAGAUACUUUCAUGAAUUUAUGCAGUUUAAAACUCAGCUGUUGCAUCUGCUUUGCUAAGUUUCUACUUCGAGUCGUUGGUUGUCUCAAAAAUUGAUUGAGCAUUAAAAUAAAUCGAAUUAACGUA